Molecule: messenger RNA, 1023 nt
Organism: Phymastichus coffea
Lineage: Eukaryota; Metazoa; Arthropoda; Insecta; Hymenoptera; Eulophidae
Product: pyrimidine-specific ribonucleoside hydrolase RihA-like
Exons: 5
Coding region: 1-1023 (340 amino acids)
Molecular function (GO): hydrolase activity, hydrolyzing N-glycosyl compounds
Source: RefSeq, a predicted model, not a curated record
AUGAUGACAUUAAUUUCAAAGAGUUUCGUACUUCUAUUGACUUCUAUUCUAAGUACCACCGCGGAAAAGUUAAUAAUCGACACAGACGCCGGAGGUGACGAUGGAGUUGCGAUUCUUAUGCUCUUGAGAGCAGAAGCUUUGAAUGAAUCUCCAUACGAAAUCGUGGCUAUCACUUGUACCUACGGCAAUACGAAGGAAGAAAAUGUCGAGAACAAUGUGAUUCGCAUUCUGAGCUUCGCCAACAGAACAGACAUUCCCGUGUACAGAGGAGCAAAGCGACCGCUAUUAACCGUUAAUUUUGCCACUGACAAUACCUAUGGCAAGGAUGGAUUUGGUGACAGUUUACCACUACUAAGAUCGAAUGUAAAAAAAAUCGAGUCCAUGCACGCAUCUUUAGCGAUUAUCGAAUUGACGAAGAAAUACGAACGAAACGUUAGUAUCGUCAUGCUUGGUCCAACGACCAAUGUCGCUUUGGCUGCCUCUCUCGACGGCAAUUUGGUCGGCCGCAUGAAAAAAUUUCACGUCAUGGGCUCGAGUAUCGCCGGUCGAGGCAACUACAAAGCUAACGUGGAAUUCAACUUUGCCGCCGAUCCGGAGGGCAAUUUCAUACUACUGAGUUCGACCAACAGUUCACAGUUGACUUUGUUCCCUUGGGAAACUGCAUAUAACGCCAGAAUUAUUAAGGCUUGGAGAAUCCAAAUCCUUGGUAAGAUGACUUCACCUUAUAUGAAGUUUAUCAAUGCAAUUGAACAUGUAGCCUUAAAUUCUCCGCGCAAAUUCUACAUCAGUGCAGAUUCUUUAACAGUUGCCACGAUGUUGUGGCCUCAGAUUAUUAAGUCAAGCAUCGAAACUUAUGUACAGGCUGUGACUGAUGGUGCUGCCAGAGGUUCAGUACUAGUGGAAUACCGAAAAUCUAUAGAAAGAGCAAAUAAACCUAAUGCUAGAAUCAUUCAAUCGGUCGACAUCGCACUUUUUAAGGAAGCGUUCACUUAUUAUUUAACAUGUGUAAGAGUAGCUUGCUAG